CUGCACGCUGUUUCAAAAAUGACACAGAAGGGGUCAAGACCAGCGUCCCCCAGAUUAUGCGACCAACUUUUCCUUUAACAAGGCACGGCGCUCUUUCUUCGCUGCUGCUCAUUUCCAGUCCUCACCCCCCCCCCCAACUUCUCUUACAUACCCGUAAUUGCAAUAAUACAAUACCCAGUGGGUUUGUCUGCGACUUUUCUCACUCUUCCUUCUUCCUUCUUCCUUCUUCUUGCUCUUCUUCCUUCCGAUUUUCAACGACGUUCGGUAUAUAUCUUCUUCACACCACACUCUUUCACUCGCACGCGCGCACAAGUUGCAGCAGCUCCCUCCCAUUGAAGAUUGGAAUUACACCAGAGAUACCCGAUACUUGACACUAUCACCACACACACACACACAUAUACCUUCAAAAUGGCGUUCGGAUUACUCCUCCCACUGCGCAUCGCCCAAGGCAUCUUCGCCAUCGUCGUCAUGGGUCUCUCAGCCUACGG
Mollisia scopiformis is the source of this 488-nucleotide messenger RNA. RefSeq lists its product as uncharacterized. The record is from RefSeq and is a predicted model, not a curated record. NCBI's taxonomy places the organism in Eukaryota, Fungi, Ascomycota, Leotiomycetes, Helotiales, Mollisiaceae. The coding region runs from base 57 to 371 and encodes 104 amino acids. The transcript has a single exon.